Messenger RNA from Tribolium castaneum (red flour beetle), 1232 nucleotides. RefSeq lists its product as uncharacterized. The coding region runs from base 87 to 1202 and encodes 371 amino acids. Lineage: Eukaryota; Metazoa; Arthropoda; Insecta; Coleoptera; Tenebrionidae. The transcript is spliced from 2 exons. Gene Ontology annotation, molecular function: hydroxypyruvate reductase [NAD(P)H] activity; hydroxypyruvate reductase (NADH) activity; NAD binding. The record is from RefSeq and is a predicted model, not a curated record. Gene Ontology annotation, cellular component: cytosol.
GGACUUUGGUGAAUUUUACUUUUCCAAGCCGGCGACAUUGCAAAAUGCCAACCAGCCAAUAAUUAAAAAAUUAACUUCACAAUUAAAUGCUUUUUACCACAAAAAUGACUGUCCAAUUUGGCUUUUCUUUGACCCGACUUUCUGCAACAAUUACUUUCACUCCCCAACGAUUUCUUCCAAAGUCCAGUCGGACAUUGCUAGUGCAAAAAACCAAAAUUCACACAAAUUGCCCAAAAAUGACCCGACCUUCGGUCUACAUAACACGCAAAAUCAACGAAGAAGCCCUCAAAUUACUAUCAGCGACCUGUGAUAUAACAUCAUGGCCAGGACCGGAUCCAGUCCCGCGCUCCGAACUCCUAAAAAACAUCCCCGGAAAGGACGCCCUUUUCUGCAUGCUCACCGACAAGAUCGACAAAGAGGUGCUUGAAAAAGCCGACAAACUCAAAGUAAUCUCGACCAUGUCGGUGGGUUACGACCACCUGGAAAUCCCCGAAAUAAAAAAGCGCCAAAUCAAAAUCGGGUACACCCCCGAUAUUCUCACCGACGCUACGGCCGAACUCACCGUGGCUUUGCUCCUAGCCACCAGUCGGCGCCUCCUUGAGGCCAACGCCGAGGCGCGGACUGGGGGCUGGAAGGCCUGGGCCCCCUUCUGGAUGUGCGGCCCAGGCCUCGGGGGCGCCACUGUGGGCAUUGUGGGCUUCGGCCGAAUUGGCCAAGAGGUGGCCAAGCGGCUAAAGCCCUUCAACACGCGUCAGAUUCUUUACCACAGCCGAUCGGCUAAAAAAGAGGCCGAGGAAAUCGGGGCCCGGAAAGUCACUCUAGAUGAGUUGCUCACACAAAGCGAUUUUGUGGUCGUUUGUUGUGCGUUGACCCCCGAAACGAAGGGGAUGUUCAACGAGGGGGCGUUUAAAAAAAUGAAAAAAAGCGCCGUUUUUGUUAAUACGAGUCGAGGGGCUGUUGUGGAUCAGGAUGCCUUGGUUAGGGCGCUUCAGAGUGGGGAGAUUUGGGGCGCUGGGUUGGAUGUGAUGACUCCUGAGCCCUUGCCCCUCGAUGAUCCGCUUUUUGGGCUGAAAAAUUGUGUCAUCUUGCCGCACAUUGGCAGUGCGUGUAUUGAGACAAGGAAUCAGAUGGCUGUUCUUACAGCUAAUAAUAUUUUAGAGGCUUUAAGAGGUGGCAAAAUGCCUGCCGAGCUGAUUCUGUAAAAGGGGAAAAAAUAAAGAAUUUCUAAUGAU